UUAAACCAGACAACCAGACUUGAACUUCAGCUUCUGGAACAUUCUCUUUCCACGAACAAACUAGAAAGACAGAUUUCAGAUCAGACCAACGAAAUAACUAAAUUACAAGAAAAAAACAGUUUUCUAGAAAAAAGAGUUCUUGAGAUGGAAGACAAGCACACACUUCAGCUGAAGUCAAUAAAAGAUGAAAAAGAUCAGCUUCAAGUCCUAGUAGCCAGACAGAAUUCUAUUAUAGAAGAACUAGAAAAACAGUUAGUUACAGCUACAGUAAACAACUCAGUUCUGCAAAAACAGCAACAUGAUCUGAUGGAGACUGUUCAUAACUUGCUUACUAUGAUAUCUACACCAAACUCUAAGAACAACUUCAUAGCUAAAGAGGAACAAAUCAGCUUCAAAGACUGUGCUGAAGCUUUCAAAUCUGGACUGACAACAAGUGGAAUCUACACUUUAACAGUUCCAAACACUGUACAAGAAAAGAAGGCCUACUGUGACAUGGAAACUGGUGGAGGAGGUUGGACAGUUAUUCAGAGACGUGAAGAUGGCAGCGUGGACUUUCACCGGACAUGGAAAGAGUACAAGAUGGGAUUUGGUGAUCCUGCUGGGGAGUACUGGCUGGGAAAUGAGUUCGUAUCUCAACUGACUAAUCAGAAGCGUUACGUUCUUAAAAUACACCUGAAAGAUUGGGAAGGAAAUGAGGCAUAUUCAUUGUAUGACCACUUCUCCCUAGCAAGUGAAGAACAAAAAUACAGGAUCUACCUUAAAGGACUUACUGGGACAGCAGGCAAAAUAAGUAGUAUAAGCCAACCAGGAAAUGAUUUUAGCACAAAGGAUGCAGACAAUGACAAAUGUAUUUGCAAAUGUUCACAAAUGCUAACAGGAGGAUGGUGGUUUGAUGCAUGUGGUCCUUCUAACCUCAAUGGAAUGUAUUAUCCAUUACGACAGAACAACAACAAGUUCAAUGGUAUCAAGUGGUACUACUGGAAAGGCUCGGGAUACUCACUCAAAGCCACGACUAUGAUGAUUCGACCAGCAGAUUUCUAAAUGCUUCUGCAUUAUGUGAAUUAUGUAUUAUACAGUCUUCAAAGACUUCAUUUGCCGAGCAUAUAAUAAACACACAUCUGCAACUUGUCUCGUUUUCAAGCCCAGAAAACACGCGCUGAAGGGAUUGGUUCAGUACAAUUCCUGAAUUGCAAUAGCCUUGACCAGCUAAAGCCCACGUUAUUCAACCAGACACAAAGUCUAAAGCGUUGACCUGAUAACACAGUGAUUUGGCCAAACGACUGAAUAAAAAGAACAUCGAAGAAACUGUCAGACAACUUAAGGAUUGUGUUUUAGUGAUCAUUUCUUUUAUGUAUGUGUUAGUAAAUAACUGGAACUGUGAAAAAUAUCUAAAAUAGUUUUAGAAAUAUGCAUUUUGCCUCAUCACUGAACUUUAAAUAUUACUCUAAUAUAAAACACUUAACUAGAUCUAGAACUAUUUAUCUCUGUGUCAUGUUUGCCUUUUAUGUACAUAAAAAAAAUACUGUCAUGUAAUUAGCUCAAUACUGCGGUUAAAUAAUACAUUCUUUCCCCCCAUAGUCUCCUAAACAACUUCUUAUACU
This is a messenger RNA of Apaloderma vittatum (bar-tailed trogon), 1601 nucleotides long. It is a transcript of the gene ANGPT2, whose product is annotated as angiopoietin 2. Lineage: Eukaryota; Metazoa; Chordata; Aves; Trogoniformes; Trogonidae. Gene Ontology annotation, molecular function: receptor tyrosine kinase binding. The record is from RefSeq and is a predicted model, not a curated record. The annotation marks the transcript as partial. The transcript has 7 exons. Gene Ontology annotation, biological process: angiogenesis; Tie signaling pathway.